Oncorhynchus mykiss (rainbow trout) is the source of this 3297-nucleotide messenger RNA. RefSeq names its product calcium-activated chloride channel regulator 1. The record is from RefSeq and is a predicted model, not a curated record. Gene Ontology annotation, cellular component: plasma membrane. NCBI's taxonomy places the organism in Eukaryota, Metazoa, Chordata, Actinopteri, Salmoniformes, Salmonidae.
UGAACGCUUCCCGGUUAUAUCAGCAGAUCUAUCACCAUGGCUUCUGAAGCAGUGGCUGUGUUGCUGCUGGUCUUCUUGUCAGGAUCUACCUUUGGGAUAAAGCUGGAAGGAAAUGGAUACACAGACGUUCUGAUUGCUAUUAACCCAGUGGUACCUGAGAACCCACUGCUCAUCGAGAGAAUCAAGGAAAUGAUGAGCAAUGCGUCAUCCGUACUCUUUACAGCCACUGAAGACAAAUUCUACUUUGAAGAGAUAACAAUACUAGUGCCACCAAACUGGUCUCAAGGAGGCUAUGGAAGAACAAAGACUGAAACCUAUGAAAAAGCCAAAAUAAUCAUUAAUGAGGAAAAUCGUGCAUAUGGAGAUCAACCUUACACCCUGCAGUAUGGUCAAUGUGGAUCUGAGAGCCGGUACAUUCAUUUGACCACUAAAUUCAUCUUAGAUGAUGAACUCAUUAAACUGUAUGGACCCAGAGAUAAAGUCCUUGUGCAUGAAUGGGCUCACCUGAGAUGGGGAGUUUAUGAUGAAUUUGAUGACGGUCAGCCAUUCUACAAGGGUGCACACAGUGAUAUUCAGGCAACUAGAUGUUCCCUAGAGCUUGAUGGUAAAAUUGUCAACAGAAUUAACCACACAAAUUGCACACACAUUGACCCGAACAACAAGAUAUAUACACAAGACUGUGUGUUCUUAGCAGACAGCGAACAAUGGGAGAAUACUGCAUCUUUAAUGUCCUAUCCAAGUUUACAUAAGGUUACAAGAUUCUGCUCCAAUAAAACACACAACAGUGAGGCCCCUAAUGCGCAGAACAGGAUGUGUGACAACAGAGAUGUUAUGGACGUUAUUUUCACAAGCUCAGUGGAUGCCAAAGCCAAUGUCCAGCCUCUGAAAGGACCACAUCCAGUACCUAGGUUCACUGUGAUGCAGAGGGGACAGAGAGUUGUCUGUCUGGUCCUUGAUGUUUCAGGAAGCAUGCGUGGCUCAAGAAUAUUGCAACAGCAACAAGCAGCAUCUCUGUUCCUGACAACUAUAGUAGAAGAUCAUUCAUAUGUUGGGAUUGUAACAUUCACAAAAGAUGCCAAAACUUUGAAACCUUUAACUGUAAUCCAUGGUGAAGAAUCAAGAACGCAACUUGUGAGAUAUUUACCAAGUGAAGCUAAUGGAGGCACUGACAUUUGUAAAGGACUUAAAAAAGGUUUUGAGGAGUUACGCAAAGACAAUGGCAAUACAAUGGGAGAUGAAAUCAUCCUUUUAACUGAUGGGGAAUCAGAAUUAAAUUGUGCGUCGGAGGUUAAAGAAAGUGGUGCCAUUGUAAAUACAAUUGCUCUUGGACCAAGUGCAAACAAAGAGUUGAAAAUGUUGUCAGAAAUAUCAGGUGGGAAAUAUUUCUAUGCAUCUGAAAAUCUGGAUCAAACUGAACUUGUGAACGUCUUUGCUUCACUUACCACAACCAAUGGCGAUUUGACACAUCAGACAAUCUUGCUUGAUAGUUCUGGAAUGAAAGGAAAAGGAAUUCUCAACGGGACUGUGUCUGUUGAUCACACAAUCGGGAAUAAAACCACCUUUUUGGUGCUCCAUGAAAGUCAGUCCCCGGAGGAUAUUGAAAUAAAAAGCCCAUCUGGACAAAUCUACGAUUUUAUUGAUUUUCAACAUUCUUCUAUUUCCAAAAUGCACUCCUUAGUUAUUCAAGGAACAGCUGAGACUGGAGAGUGGACAUAUACCAUAAAAAAUACACUGUCAGAUCAGUAUAUAACAAUAACAAUAACAAGUUGUGCUGUCAGUGACGCCAUACCUCCAGUCACGGUCAAGGCUCACAUGAGCCAACAGUCCAUUGAUGGCAGCAAACCCAUGUUGGUGUAUGCAGAGGUCAACCAGAAAGGUGUUCCAGUGAUUCUGGCAGAUGUGAUGGCCACACUGAAGUCUGAUUCUGGGGACCAAUAUCAGCUACAACUGCUGGAUAAUGGAGCAGGUGCUGAUGCUUUUAGAAAUGAUGGGAUCUAUUCCAGAUAUUUUACCACUUCUAAAAAUGGAAGAUACAACUUGAAAGUGAAAGUGCAGAGAAAAAACAAAAGCAAAAAUAAUGGACAAGUUAGAUUGAAGAGACACAGUGUUGCCCCAUAUGUACCUGGUUAUGUCAUCAAAGGGAAAGUAGUGAUGAACCCCCCAAAGCCCCCAGUCAGUGAGGAUGACCUGCAGGCUGAUGUGGGCAGCUUCACCAGGACAGCCAUAGGAGAGAGCUUCUCAGUCAGUCUCCCACCUGGUGUCCCCCCUCCAAAUUUCCCCCCUAACAAAAUCACAGACCUGAAUGCAGAGAUAGAGGAGGACAAAGUGAUGCUCACAUGGACUGCACCUGGGGAAGACAUGGAUCAAGGCACGGCUGAUUCCUAUGAGAUCAGAGUCAGCAUGGACUUGGAAGCCCUGAGAGGAAGCUUCAGUGGAGCACAUCUAAUGAACACCUCCGACAUCCGACCACUAGAGGCAGGCUCUACAGAGGAAUACUCCUUCCUUUCCAGUUACAUCAUCAAUGCUGAACCAGAGACGGUCAUGUUCUUUGCUGUACGUUCUUGUGACAAGGAUUCUCUGAUGUCUGACAUGUCUAAUGUUGCUAAAGCCACAAAAAUUGUACCAUUUGUUCCAACUACAACUACGCCUACGAUAUCACAAUAUCCAAGUCCAAACCUAAAGCGGUCCUCUGGAUCAAAUGUAGUAGCAGUGGUUGUAUCAGUCAUUGGUACUGCUGCAGUCAUUAUUGCUGUGCUAGUUGUAACCAGGAUGCGACUCAACAGACCCGGGAACACUCCCAACUUCACAGAGACACAGGUCUCUACAAGCUUUCUGUAACAAUUAACAGCACGAAUACAUCCAUGGGCUUAUCAACACUAAAGAUAAUUGUAUAAUUAAUCUAACAUUCCUUUCUAAAAAAAACAAUGACAACGCGAGCUAUUCUGUCUCUGAAUUUGAAAGCUAUUACCCUUUCCAAAGGCAAGACAGAAUUGUAUUUACUGAGAAGACAGAGCAAAAUGUGCCAUCCAUCAGGUAAUCGCCCCAGUCAUUUACUGGCUAACAAACUACGCAGUAAUGACCAAUUAGUUGAUAUAGCAACUUCUGAAUCUGAAACAGAGGAAUUACUAUCAGAACCCAAAUGAAUCAAAGAUUCUCCUUCUUCUCCUUCUACUCCCCCUGAGGUCUAUUUCAAAUAUUGAAAUCAAUUAGGUUCACUUUUGCUCUAAAUAACUAACAUUUGGGAAAGGUGAAUGAAGCACAAAUGUCGGCUUAUAAUUGUAAAGUAAGGAUACCACU